UGGUACAGGUCGAGGGGAGGAGAGAGGGGAGCGGAGAGAGGAGCGGAUGUACCCGCCGGAGAGGCAAGGAUGCCCAGGAUCAUGUCUCCGGUUCUUCUUUAUCGCUCCGCGGCAUGAUACGCGCCGCUCCCGGAGCGCUGGCCCGCAGGAUGCCGUCGGCGGCGGCCCGGCGGAGCGGCUGCUGGAUCGCCUGGUGCCAGGCGGCGCUGCUCGGCGCGUCGGCGCUGGUCAUCGUGGCCGAACGGAGCGCUCUGAUCUAUUGUAUAGGAUUUUACCUUUGGAAUGAGGAGACACAUUGGGCAGCCUUCACACUCGGCCUCUUCCUUCCGGGAACAGCCGUUCAGCUGCUGAGUGUGAAAUGGUACUAUGAUGACGGGGACGACAGGCGGUGCUACCUCUCUGUCAUACACAUAUUACACCUGGGCAUCUUCAAAAGGUUGUGGGACUGCAUGAGGUCUGUGUUGCGCAUGCAGGGCUCGGUGGCUGAGCUCGGAGCAGCCGUCAUGCAGCAGGCAGAUGUUGCUGCCCUUUGGCUGCUGGAAGCCCUUUUCCUCACGCUUCCUCAGAGCCUCCUGCAAGCAUAUAUCGUGGUGUCUACUGACGUGGGCAUCGCAUCACCAGUGGCCUAUUGCUGUGGCUUAUGCGUGCUGUCUGUUUCCUGGGCCCUGGUGCUGUACAGUCGAGCGUGCUGUUUGAUACGACCAGGCCACUUGGCCAUGCCUCCAGCAGCCCUGCUGUGCCAGCUGGUCUGGAGAGUGGGCAUGCUGGGGGCCAGGGUGACCUGCCUCAUGUUCUUUGCCAGGGUCUUUAACUGGUGGGUCUGUGGAGUAGCAGGUUUUCACUGGCUCACAGCCUCCUUUUGGCUGGUCUCACAGCAACCAGACAUCUGCAACGGACACUGGCGUUGGCGCACUUUUAAUGGCGUCCUGGGGCUCAUCCACGUCUUCCUCUUCCUGAACGUCAAAGAUGGACCCUCACGCUUUCGCAUGGCUAGCUUCUACUCAUUCAUGCUCAUAGAGAACGCCACGUUGUUGCUGGCUGCCUCUGACUUCCUGAGUGAGGCAUCAUGGGACAGCAUGACCCUUCCCUCUUCUGUGCUGUGCAGCUUUCUCCUCGGAGCCACUUCUCUGGUCCUCUAUUACCGGUUCCUCCAUCCCAAAUCCACAGAGAUCUCCCACGGUUUGAACCGUCACCACAUGGGCAGCACGUGCAUAGAGCAGGGGGAGUCCUCGUUCUCUCUUGGAGACAAGAGUCUGCCGGCUUCGUCCAUCCAAAACCACGGCAGCUUCUCCCUCUCCGGCGUGGCGGGUUCUCUGCUGGAGCACCCUGGGAACUGUGGCGACCACUCCAACAGCUCCUGCCCCUGCUUCCAUCACCACUGGCUCCUGAUUCGCCUAGCUCUGAAAACGGGAGAUGUCAAUAAAAUCAACAGGGCGUACGGAGCCGGGGGACCAGCCGCCAUUCUGGACGUGGAGGAGUACAACCAAGGGUUUAAGAGUGACGAGGGCAUGACGUAUACAGCUGCAGGCAGCUGUGAGGGGGUCUCCACUUCGGAGUCACAAGGGAAAGGCCUAGCUCCUCUCUCAGACUGCAAAGAUGAGUUCCAGAGCUUAAGUGAACCUACGUCCACUGAACCGCCUGAGGAAGAAUUUGACAGUCUGGAGAUGGAGAGCCCGAUGGAGUCGCCUACAUCAGAUUUCAAACGUAGCUCCCCCGAGGGUAAGUCUGUCUUCGGAGACAGUCCCGAGCCUUAUUUCUGCCCCACAGAAUCAAGUUCCACCUUAUACUUCAGCGCUGAUCCGCAGUCGCCCAGCAGCGCCAGUAACCCCCACUUGGACCGGGACGUUGGAGGUUUCGAAUGCGGAGUUCGGCUCACCUCCAUCCCGAGUGACCCAGCCCUUCACAGGGACGUGCGCGGACUCAUGGGCCGUGUCGGGCCACGCUGCAUCUCCACACCUAAGCUGGACCCCGGAGCUCUGGACUCUCCCUCCAGUGUUCCUCACCUGACAGGGCCGAGGAGGCAGCUCAUAAUGUCCCGCAGAGACGAGGGCGACAACUUCUAGCCGCCUUACGGCAGAAUCAGGGAACGAGUUAUCAGCAGCCUAUCCAACGUUCACGGAGUAUAUCAGCUUAUCAUCUGCAUAAAGUUGUAAUUGUUACACAACAGGGCAACAAUUAUGAAAGUACUAUAAAAUAUUUUACUUCCUCAAAUUAUAAACCAGUCUCUAAAUGCACUGCUUUACACCAAGACGUGAAAAUAUGAGAAGUGUUACCAUCAACAGGAAAAUUAACGUGCUAUAAGAAUGGCAUAUGGAGCUCAGACAGACCUUUUCCCUGACUUUCAAUAUACAUUUAUGCCAUUUUUUGUUUGGCAAAUGUGAACUUAUGUCUUAACUUUGGAAAAAUGCUGUGCAAAAAGUAAACACCAUUCCAACCACACCAGAAUGGUAUAUUAAGGAAAGUCUAUAAAAAUGUAUUUAAAAAAGUUCAAAUGUCCUGCAGCUUUCUAACCUCAAACAAUCUAUGGUCUUUUUUAUUAAAACUGAAACAGUUGUUUAUUUGUGGUAUCGUAGUAACUGUAGUACAGGGGUGGGCACAGCUUAGCUUCACUAAGGACUAAUUGGCUGAACAGGAAUCAUACCUCGGUUUACGCUAAACCGCUAAACAGAUUUAAAAAAAUUAGAGGAAACUAACGCUGACCGCUAAGACCGUUAACAUUGCAGCCCACGUAGGAUGCAAUUUUAGGCCGCAUAUGUCACGUCGCUAAGCUGUCUAAUUUUCGUAUAACAAAAAUUCGAAAACGUAGGCUGCAUCUGAAUAUCCUACGUAGUCAACAAUAUACCAGGAUUCAUUGUGCGGAAAAACGAAGAUGCCGAAGUAACGCAAACAAACAUCCGAUGACAUUUCAUAGCCGUUAUAUGCAGCCUACCCAAACAACCCCUGAGUUGAGACACAUUUAACAUGCCUGCCACAUCCAGGACUGCUUGUAAGAGGAGAUCAAGUCAGGAUAAAUGACAUAAAAAUAAAAGUUUUAUACUUGUGAAUGCUUUAGCAGACUUAAACUAAGCAGAAGCCAAUUUAGUGGAAGCUAAUUGGUCCGAUAAGGAUUCCAAAAGAUAGCGACUAAAUGAGAAACUAGUUCCGCUGUUAGCAUAUUAGCGGAACUAUGCCCACCACUGUUGUAGUGAUAUGUCAUUUAUCUCUAGAGUUAACAGUGUAUGAACUCUGAAACCAUCUCAACAUAUGCCAGAGCCUUUUUUUUUUUGGCUAAUUAAAAAGCACAAAUAUCUUCUGUAUCAUAUCUUUGUUGCUGUGAUGCUGUGAGGUUUUUUAUUUUAUGAAUUGUUUUCAAUGAAAUAGUGAAAAGACUUCAGCUUUCUAAUUUUAAUAAGCUGUGUUUCCCGUAUGGUGUUAACUGUCAUUGCUUCGAGCAAGGCUAGUGUUUCUUUUUAGAAAAACUGUGAUGUUUUAACUUGUUUUUUUUUUCUUUUACAUGUUGAUCAUGUAAAUGCUAACGAACUUUUAAAAAUAAGUUUAUGUUAGAAGAGGAACAAUAAUGUCUCAGGCACUGACUUCAGAAACAUUUUUAAAUGUCUACUGUGACACAAGACGAGGAAACAAAGUUUAUGCUGUGUUUGUGUCUGAUUGCUAUAUGAAAAGACAGUUUCACUGAUCUGAAACAAGGGUGAAAACAGUAAAAACAAAAGCUGUGAAACUUUAUGGGUGUUGAUGGUGCAGUCAGGUGACUCAGACUGCCUCUAUGACAAUUUGAACUGUGAACUGCAAGGCCACUGGUGGCUUGAAAAUAGCAAUAAACAGCCUACAUGUUUGGGUGAGCGGA
Molecule: messenger RNA, 3841 nt
Organism: Austrofundulus limnaeus
Lineage: Eukaryota; Metazoa; Chordata; Actinopteri; Cyprinodontiformes; Rivulidae
Gene: xkr5a
Product: XK related 5a
Exons: 7
Coding region: 114-2063 (649 amino acids)
Cellular component (GO): membrane
Source: RefSeq, a predicted model, not a curated record